Messenger RNA from Drosophila montana, 3315 nucleotides. RefSeq names its product extradenticle (gene exd). The record is from RefSeq and is a predicted model, not a curated record. Gene Ontology annotation, cellular component: nucleus. Lineage: Eukaryota; Metazoa; Arthropoda; Insecta; Diptera; Drosophilidae. The coding region runs from base 350 to 1474 and encodes 374 amino acids. Gene Ontology annotation, molecular function: RNA polymerase II cis-regulatory region sequence-specific DNA binding; DNA-binding transcription factor activity, RNA polymerase II-specific. Gene Ontology annotation, biological process: neuron development; animal organ morphogenesis; embryonic organ development. The transcript has 5 exons.
UUAAACUUAUAAAACGCCAAUAAACCAACUUGGUUAAAUAGAAACAAUGUUGUGUACUAUGAAAAAAGUGGCGACGUUUUGCUACCGAGCAUGAAAAGAAAAGAGGAAGCAGCGCACUGAAAAAUUCACGAGAAACGAAUACCGAGUGCGCUCCAAUAUACGCCAUAAAUAUUUAUAGCAAGUGCAUAUUUGUUUUGUUUAAUUCUAAUUUCAGCUGGCGAGAAAACCAAAAUAAAAGUACCUGUAACGUAAUUCAAAACGUUUGCUGACGUGCUGUUGCGUGCGCUGCGAGUUCCGUUGUUGUUGUUGUAGCCAGAGAGAGAGAGAGAGAGACAGACAGCAUCACGACAUGGAGGAUCGCAUGAUGGCCCACACUGGCGGCAUGAUGGCACCCCAGGGCUACGGCCUGCCCGGCCAGGACGAUGGCCAAAAUGCUGGCAACGAGAACGAGGUGCGCAAGCAAAAGGACAUCGGCGAAAUACUGCAACAGAUCAUGAGCAUUUCGGAGCAAUCCCUCGACGAGGCGCAGGCCAGGAAGCAUACGCUCAACUGUCAUCGCAUGAAGCCGGCCCUGUUUUCCGUUCUAUGCGAGAUCAAGGAGAAGACCGUGCUCUCCAUUCGCAACACGCAGGAGGAGGAGCCGCCAGAUCCGCAACUGAUGCGCCUCGACAACAUGCUGAUUGCCGAGGGCGUGGCCGGGCCCGAAAAGGGCGGCGGUGGCGCCGCGGCCGCCUCAGCAGCGGCCGCCAGCCAGGGCGGUUCACUGUCCAUCGAUGGCGCCGACAAUGCCAUCGAGCAUUCGGAUUAUCGCGCCAAGCUGGCCCAGAUCCGACAGAUCUACCACCAGGAGCUGGAGAAGUACGAGCAGGCCUGCAAUGAGUUUACCACGCACGUCAUGAAUCUGCUGCGCGAGCAGAGCCGCACUAGGCCGAUCACACCCAAAGAAAUCGAGCGCAUGGUGCAGAUAAUCCACAAGAAAUUCAGCUCGAUUCAGAUGCAGCUAAAGCAAUCGACCUGCGAGGCGGUGAUGAUAUUGCGCUCUCGAUUCUUGGACGCGCGCCGCAAGCGUCGCAAUUUCAGCAAGCAGGCAUCCGAAAUACUCAAUGAGUAUUUUUACAGUCAUUUGAGCAAUCCGUAUCCAUCCGAAGAGGCCAAGGAGGAGCUGGCGCGCAAAUGUGGCAUAACGGUAUCGCAAGUAUCGAAUUGGUUUGGCAAUAAGCGCAUUCGCUACAAGAAGAACAUCGGCAAGGCGCAGGAGGAGGCCAAUCUGUAUGCGGCCAAAAAGGCAGCCGGCGCCUCGCCCUAUUCAAUGGCCGGUCCGCCCAGCGGCACAACAACGCCGAUGAUGUCGCCCGCACCGCCGCAGGACUCGAUGGGCUAUCCGAUGGGCUCCGGCGGCUACGAUCAGCAGCAGCCAUACGAUAACAGCAUGGGCGGCUACGAUCCCAAUCUGCAUCAGGAUCUCAGCCCUUGAGGAUAGGCUUGCCGCAGCUAAACACAACAAAACACAACUAAUAGAAAGUUCACUUUUUUUUUUCCACCCCCAAUUUCCUACACGUUCUUUUCUUCGUCUUUAUCUCUUUCAAAUUGUGUAUGUAUCGGUAAAUGUGCUGCAGAGCAAAACUGAACGAACUUAACGAAUGUGUGCAUGUGUGUGUGCAGCAUGCAAUCAAUUAUGUAUACGAUUAUGUCUUAAUUAUUAUUAUGUACUGCAAAUAAGAAAAAAGCAAAAAUACAACAACAACAAAUGUACGCACGCACACAUACAGCAACAACUUGCACACAUACGCGCACAUUAACUGUUAUACAUACACACACACACGCUUGCACAGUGGUUCUUAGCCUAUUGUCUGGCAGGCAAAAAAUAUAUAUAUCUUUAAAAUUGAAUAACUUUUGAACCAAUUAAGCGAUUUAAAUAUGUUAAAUGUCAUUUUAAAAUGCGAAAUUAUUUACGUUUCACUUAAAAUUUCAUAUGCCAUCAAUUUUCAGUUUUUAUACAACCUGACCCUAUAUAGCAACUCCUAUACUUUUAUAUUUCUAUAUACAUAUUUAUAUUUAUACGUUUUUUUGAACUCUUGACAUUUAUUAAGUUGGAUCUUUAUCAAAGAUUUUAAACAAUUUUGCACUUUUGAAUCAAUUCUUUUUUAGCUGUUUCCGGCUUCAAAAAGGCUGUUUUUUUCUCGCAUUUUUAUUGCUAACUGAAAGUAGCUAAAACUGAACAUUUAUGGCAUAUAAAACUUAAAGUAAAUAAAUAACAUUUAACAGUUUUCAAUAACUCAAAUUUAUUUAAAAGUUAUUCUUUAGUUAUAUAUUUGUUUUUUUGCCCGCCAGAAAAGGGCUAACUCCCGGCAGCACUUUUCUGGCUAAAUGUGGCUACUUUCAGUGCUGAUCAGCCGUAAGGAGUUGAAAUUUUCAACUGAUUUAGCUAUUUUCUGGCAACUCAAGGCUGUUCAAACACAAUUUGUGCACAGCAAGCUAAAUUCAGCUAUUUUAAGCUAUUUUCCAAUCAAAUUCAGCUUCUUUUUUUUUAGCUGCACUCCUUUGCGUUGCAAUAUCAAGUUAAUUAAUAAACGAAAGCAAAUAAAACUUAGAAUUAUUUUUUUCAAAUAUGCAUCAAUUGUAAUUUGCACAAGUUGAGCCUGAUUUCAAAUUUCUAGCUUUUUGUGUGCUUAGCUUAAGUAAAGUAAAAAAUUUGUUUUCAUUCUAAUCAAUUAAAGCCCAUUUUUUUUUUUUUGGCUUCUACUAAAAACUAACAAGCUUUUUGCGCUUUUACAUUAAUUGUGAACCUCAAAUACGUAAAAAAUGAGAAAUCAGAAGCGAAGCAUAACUUUCAACUAGGCGUUAGUUUAAAUAGUUAUAUAUAUAUAGUUUUUUUUUUUCGUAGUCUAUUUAACGGCAAACUAAAUACAACAACAUUAACAAUUGUAUACUAAAAUUAAAUUUACAACAACAAACGCAUGUAUACCAUGAAAUACGAACGAAGUACAUAAAGAGAAAUAUCUAUAUACACACACACAUAUAUAUAUAUAUAUAUAUAUAUAUAUAUACUUGUAUACCAGAAGAACGAAUGUAUACUAGAACGUAACUCCCAUUUAUCAUGACUAGCGGUAAUACUUGAAAUAUAUAUAUAACAUAUUGUAUACCAGCAAGCGCAGCGUUUGCCACUGUUAUACGCCGUAUAACAGUUCAGAUUUAACCUAACUAAAUUGUCAGCAAGUAUUAAGCGUAAAAAAAAAACUCUUCCCCUGUUUAUGACACUAUUUAUGGCAAAAUUUAAACAAAAGAAAAAACUACAAAAAAAAAAAAAACGUAAAA